AUGGCCGGCGACUUCAAGCUGUCGGCCACGUUGCGCGGUCACGAAGAAGAUGUAAGCAUGUGAUCAUAUGUUCGAGCUUUACCAUAUCUCUCGUGCUGCUGAAUCUCCUACGUCGCAAUCUCUAUCGCCUUUCCUGUAGUAGCUAACGGAACGGUUCAAGGUUCGAGCAGUCGUCUUCCCCAACAGCCAAGUCUUGUUCUCCGCCUCACGAGACAACUCUGUAAGACAGUGGAACCUCAUCUCCUCCAAGCCGCCCACCUACGACGAUACUAUUGCCCUUCAAGGCGGACACUGGUUCAAUGCGUUGGCAUACGGCGCACCUUCAAAAGAGCACCCAAACGGAGUCAUUGCUGCGGGGGGUAAGGAAACGUUUGUCUUCGUCAAGCAAGUAGGACAGCCGCCCGAUACAGAUCCAUACAGACUGCUCAUCGGUCAUGCCAACAACAUUACGUGCUUGGCGUUCAGCCCAGAUGGCAAGAAGGUCAUAAGUGGAAGUUGGGAUCAGCAAGUCUUUGUUUGGGAUGUAGACUCGGGCAGCGUCACAGCGGAGCUCACCGGCCAUGGCGCCAACGUUUGGGGGAUCUUGGUCUACGAUGAGAAGCUGGUAUUGACCGCAUGCGCCGACAAGAUCAUUCGCGUGUUUGAUAUCAACGGCAAGGCGCUUGGCGCAUUGAAGGGCCAUACCGAUGUCGUGCGAUGCUUUUGCAAGUUACCAGCCGGACAUUGGUCCGGCGCAGCUGUUGCCUCAGCGGGAAACGACGAGGUGAUCCGCCUCUGGACACUCGAAGGCCAGCAAAUGGGAGAGCUACACGGCCACACCGCCUACAUUUACAGCUUGGCAAUUAUACCGAACGGCGACAUCGUCAGCUCCUCAGAAGAUCGGACUGUGCGAGUGUGGAGAGAUGGGAAAUGCAUACAAACAAUCACACACCCAGCUAUUAGCAUUUGGACGGUGGCCGCCUGCCCAGAAACAGGCGACAUUGUCAGCGGAUCGAGUGAUAACAUCAUUCGCAUCUUCUCAAGAGAUCCAGAUCGACAAGCCGAUGCAGAGGUGAGUCUGAUAGCGAUGCAGGAAUAAGAUGCGGGCUGACAUGAUGACAGACAAUACAAAACUUCGAGGAGAGCAAUCGCAUGUACGCUAUUCCCGCUGAGACGGCCAGCCAAGGAGAGCCAUUUCAAAAGGAGAAUCUGCCAGGACCUGGUACGUACCGUCUUUGAACUUUCAUUGCAAUGUGCUUUGCUCCGGCGUAAGCUGCGGCCGCCCAUUCAGGAAGCUGCAGCGGCCACCAAUGUCUUGUCCGAGGGGAUUACACGUGGCCUCCUAACGGCUAACCGAUGGUUUAUUAGACGCACUGCAGUCGCGAAUCGGCGAGAGAGAUGGCGAGCAGCUCUUCAUCCGUGAAAAUGAUGGCAGCGUGACAGCCCACCUGUGGUCCUCGUCGACAAGCCAGUGGAACCUGGUAUGUUAAGCCCAUCGUCUUGGCAUUCAUGUGACUGACGAUCGACUCAGAUCGGCACGGUAGUUUCUGGCGAAGGCAGCGGAUCGGCAAAGAAGACCCAUGAUGGCAAGGAAUACGACUACGUGUUCGACAUCGACAUCGAGGACGGGAAGCCUCCUCUCAAACUUCCGUAUAACCUUUCCGAGAGCGCGUGGGACGCUGCCCGCAAAUUUCUUGAGAGGAACGAACUCCCCAUGUCGUACUAUGAGCAAGUGGCAAACUGGAUCACGGAGAACACGAGAGGCGCCAGUCUCGGACAAUCGAGGCAACCACCACAACAAGCUAGAGAUCCGUGGGGCUCCGACAACAGAUAUCGGCCAGGAGAUGCCGGGUCCGCUUCGGUGUCAGGCCACCGCAAGCUGCCGCAGAUAGGCUAUCUAGACAUUAUCGAGGGCAAUCCCGCUAACGCCAUCAACAUCAUCUCGCAGAGGACGGAGGGCCUGAGCAAGUCAGGGGAAAUUACAGCGGAGCAAUCGCUGCAGCCGGACGAGGUUGCAGAACUCGGAGCUCUCUCCACACAGCUGCAGAACAAGCUGGACCCACAUCCAACAGCACCUCAGAUAUCUGCUGUGCUCAAGGUUGCGACACAAUGGCCAAGCAAGAGCAGAGUGCCUGCCGUAGGCGUCCUCGCGCUGCUUGCCGUGUCGCCUUCCUUCGUCGGUAUCACGAGCGCUGGAGAUACAACUAUUGUGGACACGAUUGGGGACGCCGGCUUGUUUGAUCCUCGUCAGGAGACCGCCAAUAAUGUGGUGCACGGCAUCCGACUCCUGGUGAAUCUGUUCAAGAGCGAAGAAGGUCGUCUGAUUGCCGACGGUUGCUUUGAGAAGGUCUUGCAGCUCGUCCGACCUUUCAACUCGGAACCUGAAUCUCCUGCGCAAGCCAAGGCUCUGGCGACACUCUACCUCAACUAUUCCGUGCUACUGACGAGCAAUGCACCCUCUACUGAGGCUCGCAUGAGGGAAGGCCGUGCCAAAGCCCUUCUAACGGAUAUUGCUAUGCUGCUAGAAUGCGAAAGCCCCCACGCUUCCGACAGCGACUCGCUGUACCGGACGCUCGCGGCUCUGGGUACACUCCUGUCACUGGGCGAUGACUUCCGCAACUCUCUCAAGGGAGGCAUCAGCGGCACGCUUCAUUUCGUCUCCGCGAAGUCAAGCGCUCAACUCCCGGACAACAAGGAGCUCAUUCAAGAGAUUCGUGAUGAGUUACGAUGA
Messenger RNA from Lecanosticta acicola, 2710 nucleotides. Lineage: Eukaryota; Fungi; Ascomycota; Dothideomycetes; Mycosphaerellales; Mycosphaerellaceae. The record is from the annotation of a GenBank genome assembly.